Pectinophora gossypiella (pink bollworm) is the source of this 3991-nucleotide messenger RNA. It is a transcript of the gene vtd, whose product is annotated as double-strand-break repair protein rad21 homolog. The coding region runs from base 125 to 2845 and encodes 906 amino acids. NCBI's taxonomy places the organism in Eukaryota, Metazoa, Arthropoda, Insecta, Lepidoptera, Gelechiidae. Gene Ontology annotation, molecular function: protein binding; chromatin binding. The transcript has 19 exons. Gene Ontology annotation, biological process: synaptonemal complex assembly; replication-born double-strand break repair via sister chromatid exchange; mitotic sister chromatid cohesion. The record is from RefSeq and is a predicted model, not a curated record. Gene Ontology annotation, cellular component: cohesin complex; synaptonemal complex.
CCGCCAUCUUGAAAACGAAUUGUUGUCAUGUUUACGUUGUGUGUGAAAGGUGAAAUUUCUAUUUUGUGAUUAAUUUAAUCAGAACAUUUUUGAUGUAACUGCUGGUCGGGUUUGAAGAAACACUAUGUUUUACGCACAUUUUGUGCUAGCCAAGAAGGGCCCGCUAGCCAAGAUUUGGCUGGCGGCCCACUGGGACAAGAAGCUGACGAAGGCUCAUGUGUUUGAGACCAAUAUUGAGCAGUCAGUAGAUGGCAUCCUGAAGCCGAAGGUGAAAAUGGCCCUGCGUACUUCUGGCCAUCUAUUGCUUGGUGUUGUAAGAAUCUACUCUAGAAAGGCCAAAUACUUGCUCCAGGAUUGUAAUGAAGCCUUUGUCAAGAUCAAGAUGGCCUUCAGACCAGGCAUGGUGGAUUUGCCUGAGGAGCACAGAGAGGCUGCCAUGAAUGCUAUCACCCUGCCAGAAGUGUUCCAUGACUUUGAUACCGCUAUGCCUGAGUUAAAUGAGGUGGACAUUGAAGCCCAGUUCUCAUUAAACCAGUCAAGGGCAGAGGAAAUCACCAUGCGUGAAGAUUAUGGCUCUUUGAACCUUGUAACUCAUGAUGAUGGAUUUGGAGACAUGGGUUUUGAUACUGAUAACCCUGAUAUUAUGAGAGAAGCUAUUGGAAACGAAGGGGCCUUAGAACAGAGUAAUCUGUUGUUUGCGGAUGGGUCAUCCUUAGAGCUGGGGGGCAAAGGCCCGGGUGUGGCCAGUACGAGCGCGGAGGGCGUGCCGACGCUGGCGACUCCUGCGCACGAACGACGGAUGGAGGCUGCGCCCCACGGACCCAUGGAUGAUGGCUUCGGAGGCACCAUCACUGAUGUCGCAGAUUUUAGUCACGCGGGCGGUCUGUUCGAGGGCGAUUUGUUCGGCGACGUGUCCACGGGCGCGGCGGGCGGCGGCACGCUUCCUGGUGCCGCCGCGCAGCCGCAGUCACUGCAGGCGGAGAUCGAGGCGGCGGGCGUGGCGGGAGGUGCGGGGGACGCGGCGCCUGAGCCGCCGGACUCCGACGAUGACAUGGCCGACCACUAUGACGCCGGGACCUCGCCAGCACAUAGCUGGGGCGGGUCCCCGCCACACUCGGCGGCUGCUCUGGACGACCCGGCUAACCUAAUGCCGCCGCCCGCCGUGCCGCGUCCGCCCUCCGUCAGGCCCAUGGAGGUGGACAGCGAGGGCGGCGUCCCGGCGGAGGCGGCGGCCGAGGCUGCGGAGGCGGGCCCGGCGCCGGCGCACGACAACACCACGCUGCUGCACAACGACGAGGAGAGCUUUGCGCUCGCGCCUGUUGACGCCACCGUGCUUAAAGGCAUCACAAAAACAAAACGCAAACGCAAGCUGAUCGUGGACGAAGUGAAGAACAUAUCCGGUGAAGAGAUGAAGAACCAACUGAGUAACACUUCGGACAUCGUAACCACAUUAGACUUAGCGCCGCCUACCAGACGCCUGAUGCACUGGAAAGAGACGGGAGGCGUGGAGAAGUUGUUCACUCUGCCAGCCCGCCCCAUACCGUCGAAGGUUCUGUUCAAGAAGUACCAGAGAAACAUGACGCUGAGGAGUGAGACGGAGGAAGGAGAAGAGGAGGGCAAACGAGCUGAGCCUGAGCCCGUCCGGCGGGGAGGACGCAAGCGACGUCACGAGGAGACUUUCCAAGCACCCGAAACGCCGGCACCUCAAUCAACAGCCGAUCUGGAGCCACCGACCCCAGUGCCACAGGAAUACGAACCUUCAGUCGAACCGGAGCGCGCGCCCGAGACUCCUGCCUACCCUAUGACGCCGAGACAUGACGACGAAGCGCCCGCCACGCCAGGAGGUAUGUUGAGUGCGUUGGGCGCGCCGCUGACGCCGGGCGGGCUUGGCCCGCUCACGCCGGGCACGCUGCUGCAGGGCGGACUCACGCCUGCGGGGCUGCAGCACGGCGGGAUGACGCCUGGCGGUCUCCAACAUGGUGGUAUGACGCCAGCGGGGUUACAACAUGGGGAUGGUCAAGACUUGGGCGGCAUGACACCGGCUGGGUUACAUCAUGGUGGUAUGACCCCCGGCGGCAUGACUCCGGGUCUCCUGGACAGCGGGAUGACCCCUGCGGGGCUGGUGCACGGCGGACUCACGCCGGCGGGGUUACAUCACGGCGGCAUGACGCCAGGUGGUUUAGACCAUGGCGGUAUGACGCCGGGCGGCCUGCAGCACGGCAUGACGCCGGGCGGGCUGGGGCACGGAGGCAUGACGCCCGCCGGCCUGCAGCAUGGAGGGAUGACGCCCGCGGGUCUGCAACACGGCGGCAUGCUAUCGCACAGUAUGGAGCAGAUGCCCAUGAUGCCUCAACUGGGCACGGAGCAGUCCCCGCUCACACGCGCCGCGAGCCAGUCGCACGUGUCGCCGAUGCCCUGCGAACCAUUACUGCAUGGGUUGCUCGAGCAUUCCGAUUACCAGAGUGGUAUGCAGAUGACAAACUUAGGAUACGACGACCAGCAAGCCCACCACAGUCCGCCGCACGACUACGAUCUGCCGCUUAGUGUGGAACAUCCGGAGGAAGGAGAGCGCGAGGCGGGUGAGACAGACGAGCAGUUCGAGGAGCGCGUGCUGAACAGACGCGCGGCGCAGCUGUUCACCGCCAUGAGGCCCAAGCUCGCCGCCGGCCUCGAGCUCAGCUUCAGCGACCUCGCGCCUAGGCACAAUAAUAGAAAGCAGGUUGCACAGAAGUUUUAUAGUUUAUUAGUCUUGAAGAAGCAUCAAGUACUGAAAUUACAUCAGACGGAAACCUAUGGAAACAUCAUCAUUAGUAGGGGCAAUCAGUUCGAGACAGAAGCUAUCUAAUGAGAUGCUGCGUUAUUUAUAUUAUUAUGUAAUAUAAAGAAAUAUCAAGAUUAGUUGAUAAAAGAGUAUAAUGAUGAAUAGUUGUAAAGUUCAGGACUUCUGGGAAUAGGUUGAGCCAAAUAUAAUGUGUAAGUUUACCUCGUGACUCGAGCCCGUGAAGGUGUGUACUUGAUAACUCAUUGGACCAAAUAAUAUUACGAUUUUAUGAAUAAUGAUCUCAUAAGGAACAAAUUGCAGAUUUAUUACUGGACUAAAGCAAUUCAUGGACUCGAAUCAUAAGUGAAUGCAGUUGAUAAAAGUAAUUAAUUAUGUUUGAUGAACCUGAUAGACAAAUGCCUUAUUUUGUUUUGCUCUAGGAUAAGUGAAAUUAUUGUAAAGAUGUUUACAGAUCGUUUCUAGCUUGUCAGUGGUUAGUAUUGCUAUAUUUGUUAUGUAUUCAGACCCAAAUUAUGUAGCCCAGUUGUGUGGAGAAUUAUGUAUGUUUGAUUGUACCUAUUUUAAUCUCUUCUCAAAGAAGUGUAGACUUUAUUUACGUUUGACAUAAUGCGUGUUAUUUUAUCUUUCUGAACAGUUUCUGAAGUGGACGUUUGGACUUAACUUUGGAUUUUUUACUAUUAUUAUUAGGGUACAAAAUAAAGUAUAAGGAUUGAGAUGUUUAUGAGUGGUGAAUGGGACUUUAUCCUUAGUACCUGUAGCUAGCUAGAACCCCUCGUAUAGAUCUUACAUUUCGGGUAAAUGUGAAAUUUUCAGUUUAAUUUAUUUUUGUAAUGUUUUGGAAUUGGAAUUAUAGUUUGUAAUUUAGAUGUACAAAAAUUAAUUGUAAUAGGUAAUCGAACUCUAACACCAAAUCCGAGUUUAAUUAUAGGACAGUGAAUCAUUUUCUUUACAUUUCUUUGAGAAAAGCAUGUAUUGAAGUAUUUUUAAGCAAAGUGAGUACAAACCAUGUAUAUUUGUUUUGAAUUCAUUUUGAGAAAAUUCUAAAGCAUUCAGAAUGCCUGAAACAUUUUAGUAGCAAGUAUCAUUAGACAUUUUGUAAAGCCUAGAUCUAAGAGAUCACCUCUGCUAGUUUGGGAAGACAAAGUCCCAUGCAGGGGUGUUCGCUUAGAUGUUUACCAUAACACAUUUGCAAUAAAUUUGUUGAUAAUA